AAAGGAAGUGAAUCUGAGGAGGACUGUUUUGCGACAGUUGACAGGAAUGGCGUCUGUAGAAUCUGGUUGGUUUGUAAGGCGGGAACAUCUAGAAACAUGGAUGAAUGUACUAAACCAUAUAGUCGGUCUAUUACUGGCCUGAAGGAAGCUUAUGAGAACUUCGAGAAAUUCACUGCACAAUUUAAGCAACAAUCCGAUGGCAUGCCUGAAUAUCAGAGUGAGUUUUCUCGUGGUGCUGCUACUCUAGUGCUCGAAAUGGAAGCGGAGCUGAGGAAGACUGUUUGCAACAGUUGACAGGAAUGGCGUCUCUAGAAGCGGGAACAUCUAGCAACAAAGAUGAAUGUACACCAUGUAGUCGGUCUAUUACUGGCCUGAAGAAAGCUUAUGAGAACUUCGAGGCACAGUUUGAGCAACAAUCCGAUGGCAUGCUUGAAUAUCAGAGUGAGUUUUCUCGUGGUGCUGCUAUAGUGCUCGAAAUGGAAGCGGAGCUGAGGAGGACUGUUUUGCAACAGUUGACAAGAAUGGCGUCUCUAGAAGCGGGCAACAAGCAUGAAGAAUGUGUAUCACAUCGUCAGUUUACAACGACGGUUAUGGGCCUGAAGAAAGCUUAUAAGGACUUCAAUGCUGCACAAUUUUUUUUGCAAGAGUUGACAGCAGGCAACAAGCAUAUAGAAUGUAAAUCAUGUAGUCAGUUUACAGCGAUUGUUAGUCGUCUGGAGGAAGCUUGUAAGGACUUCGCCGUUGCACAAUCUGAUAACAAGUUUGAAUAUCAGCAUGAGUUUUUUCGUGGUGCUGUUAUUCAAGUGAUAACUGUCUGGGAGGCAUAUGUUUAUGAUAUUUUGAAAGAGGGGUUUAAUGUGAUUAUGGAGAUGGAAAAUGACCUCGAUGGGUUAGCAGAGAGAUGGCCCAAGUGCCAGACAGCAAUACAAAAUUCUUUGAGACGAAGACAGAAGUCUGAUGGCAAAAAAAAUCUGAAACACCAUUGGAAAGAGUUGCAUUUGAGAUUCUAAAGGAGAACGUUUCAUGGCAAACAUUGUUGAAAGAGCAUCGUGACCAUGUUUUGAAGCAAAUUGUACCUGUUUUUAGUAAUGAUGAUGGGUCUCGAAGCAUAAAUGAUGUAUUUAAGCGAUUGUUUCAUCCGCAAUCAGCAUUUGGGGCUGGGGCUAAGUCUACGCAAGGUUCUGGUGAAACUGGAUCAUCAACAUCACCAACACUAGGUUCUGGUCAAACCAAAUCAUCAACAAAAAAGCUGAAACAACUGUCAGAGUGCAUUGAUAAAGUUUUUGUAAAGGAGGUUGUUUUUCAAAUUGGAGAUGCCAAGUUUUCAGUCCCCUAUAUUAAGCCAGCAUCAUCAGAUUUACCACAACCACAUAACAUAUUUUUAUGGAGUGUCAGCAAGUUAUACUAUGGUUUACGGUGCAUUCUGUGCCAUGGCAAUCCUACUUCAACUUUUGAAGAAGGAGUCCUUAAGGAUGAUCCAGAUACCUAUGGUCUCAACAUUGACAGUCAUGCAAAAGAAAUAACGUAUUAUUCUACAUUUCGUAAAGCAAUGUACGACAAGAGACGGGAUGUGUCUGUCAAUCUAGAAACUGUCAUGAAUAUGAUAUAUUUUUUCGAAACAUCUGCAAUGAUACUAAGGAAAGCAAUUGCUGUUUGGGUAUACGAUAAUUGUGAAAAGUUUGUUAUCUGGAACAAGUAGGAAGAUUCUUCUUAAAAUUAAAUGCAAACUGGAGUUGUGCAAUAAAUCAAUUUACUGAUUUUUUUAUUUGUGCUGCUACUUGCUGGGAUUUUUUGAGACAUUUUAUCAGCUACUGUUGGUAUUUGGCUAUACUUUUGGUAUUUUUUGGCUAGAAUUUUGGUAUUUGGCUAUACUUUUGGU
Messenger RNA from Corticium candelabrum, 1879 nucleotides. RefSeq lists its product as uncharacterized. The record is from RefSeq and is a predicted model, not a curated record. The transcript has 5 exons. Lineage: Eukaryota; Metazoa; Porifera; Homoscleromorpha; Homosclerophorida; Plakinidae. Bases 300 to 1010 code for a protein of 236 amino acids.